AUGUCCCAGCCCCCGUACGGCAUGUCAUCCCGCUCGCCCCCGCCCCUCCAGCACCCAAAACCCACCCACAUCGCCUACCCGCCCCCGGAGCCACCCCGCACCCCCGCCCAGAGUACAGACUCCUCCCCCUACUCCCACCCCCAGCGCAUCUCCCAGGAUGGCUAUGUCCGUUACUCUUCCCCUGCUGUAGCCGACCCCAUGGAGGGAAGCACCUCUGGCUUCAACGCGUACGCGCCCCCAUCCCAUGGCAAACAGCCGCAGAUGCAGGCUAGACAGGCGUACGCGCCGGAAGGGCAGGGCGGGUAUGGCGCACCAAACUAUGGGCAAUGGCCCGGGAUGAACGACGCCACUACUCAGAUGGGUGUUCAGUUUGGAAAAAGUGCCGUCGCAGCCGGACAGGAAUAUAUGGAAAAGAAUUUUACGAGAUUCCUGCCCCUCCAACUCAUCAAAGUGUCCUUCUCGGUCACCAACCUCUAUGUUCUCAACAAGCUUCGACUCGUACUUUUCCCGUGGCGGCACAAGCCUUGGUCGCGUCAAACUCGGCGGACAGUAGACGGAGCUGUGGAAGGCUGGGCAGCUCCCCGAGACGACAUUAACGCUCCUGAUCUUUAUAUUCCCACGAUGGCCCUCGUGACCUACACCCUCCUUGCCGCCCUUGCAUCUGGUCUGCAAUCUCGUUUCCACCCCGAAGUCCUCGGCGUCUCCUUUUCCAAAGCCCUCGCCGUCGUCAUUACCGAAUUCUGCGCCAUCAAGCUCGGCUGCUACCUGCUUGACGUGCGAAACAGUGGCGCAUCGGGGGUGGAGCUGAUUGGUUACGGAGGGUACAAGUUUGUAGGGAUCAUCAUCACUGUCUUGAGCAGCCUGUUGGGGAUGGGCAGGAUGGUGACAAUAGGAGUGUUUGUCUACGUUUUCGGAGCCAAUGCUUUCUUCUUGUUGCGUUCUCUAAAAUACGUGCUCCUCCCAGACGCAUCCGUCUCCUCAUCUGUCGCUACCCUGAGCCACGCCCAACGUUCAAGGCGCAUCCAAUUCUUGUUCUUUGUGGCCGUCGCUCAAGUCCUGUGGAUGGGCUGGCUCUCAAGAGUAUAG
Molecule: messenger RNA, 1086 nt
Organism: Cryptococcus wingfieldii CBS 7118
Lineage: Eukaryota; Fungi; Basidiomycota; Tremellomycetes; Tremellales; Cryptococcaceae
Product: ER to Golgi transporter Yif1
Exons: 4
Coding region: 1-1086 (361 amino acids)
Biological process (GO): endoplasmic reticulum to Golgi vesicle-mediated transport
Cellular component (GO): COPII-coated ER to Golgi transport vesicle; endoplasmic reticulum-Golgi intermediate compartment; endoplasmic reticulum membrane
Source: RefSeq, a predicted model, not a curated record